Molecule: messenger RNA, 5190 nt
Organism: Onthophagus taurus
Lineage: Eukaryota; Metazoa; Arthropoda; Insecta; Coleoptera; Scarabaeidae
Gene: Dab
Product: DAB adaptor protein
Cellular component (GO): cytoplasm
Source: RefSeq, a predicted model, not a curated record
AAUUUAUUAUUUUGUGAUUCUAACCUUGUUUUUAACAAUAAUUUUCAAAAAGGAAGAAAUAAUUAAAUGGUCACCGGUAAUCCCGACGUGUAAUCAUUGAUGAGUAACCUUCUAAAAUCUAUUCAACCGAGCAAACGGUAGUUUUACAACAAUAAAAUACAAAAAUCAAAUGUGUCAUCCAGAGAACAAUAACUGUAAAAAGUGGCAUAAAAUAAAAAUACCACAAAACGGGUGUUGUAGAAUGUCCUCUCGAGAACAAUAACACCAAAAAAAGGGGACUAAGAAGAAUGAAAUAAUGAUAAUAAGACAAGAUUUAUUAUGUCUGCCUCCAAAGAUAAUGUGAGAUCUACAGGAAAAGGUCUUGGUAAGAUGCAAACGUUGCGCAAAAAGAGCAGCCCAUUAAAAUAUAAAAAUGAAACAACACGCUUCUUGGGAGAAGGGGUAAGUUUCAAGGCAAAACUGAUUGGAAUUUUAGAAGUUUCCGAAGCAAGAGGGGAUCGAAUGUGUCAAGAAGCUUUAUCAGAUUUAAAAACAGCGAUAAGAGCAGCAGGUGAACACAAACAAAGAAUAACAAUUAAUAUUGCUAUUGAUGGAUUGAGAUUACGUGAUGAAAAAACUGGGGACUCUCUUUAUCACCACCCAGUUCAUAAAAUCUCCUUUAUUGCUCAAGAUAUGACUGAUUCAAGGGCAUUUGGUUAUAUAUUCGGUUCUCCAGAAACAGGACUUCGUUUUUUUGGGAUAAAAACUGAUAAAGCGGCCAGUCAAGUGGUUAUAGCUAUGCGUGAUUUGUUUCAAGUUGUUUUCGCGUUGAAAAAGAAGGAGAUUGAAUUGGCUAAGCAACACCUGGAUAAGAAUCGUCUUGGUUCUUCCUCUUUAUUUUCUGAAUCCCCCAUUAGUUCAAAAACAACGACGAGCGACACAACAAUUAAAACUACCACUUCAGACACUAAAUCAACAACUAACACCGAAAGAACUACCCCCGCGGUUGCUGAUUUAGUCGAUUUGGAAUUAGAGUUAAACAGUUUACAACAAGGACUCCAUCAAAUGGAGAGAAUAACUCCAUCUGAUCCAUUUGGAUCAAAAGAUGACCCAUUUGGGGAUAGUUUCACACCGUUUCCUCCUAUGUUACCACCACCGCCUUCUUCUGGUAAAGAUCGUGCGAAUAGGUCUUCCGAUUCUAGCAGCUUAUUUAGUCCAAAAACGCCGCAUACUGCUGGAAGUUUGGAUACACUUGCGGAGAGUUCAGUUAAAGAACCCAAUCUAUCUCACGAUUUUAGUUUGAAUGAUGAACCAAGCAGUGGUGAUUGGUUUACACCUCCAGCUGGGAAUAGUCUUUUUGAGGAACCACCUUUAGCACCUGAACCUGCCAAAUCUGCCAAUCAAGAUCAACAUGAAAAGAAAAAACAGGAUAUUUUAUCUCAAUUUGAUGUCUUCACUGAUUUAGAUCCAUUAGGUACAGGUAAACUAAGGCCGUACGUCGACAAAAAGCAUUUCUUCCAAGAAUUAAAAAAUCCGCCGAAGAAAGUGUUAAAGGAUUUAGUGCAGGAAGGCCAAACUAAGGACGCUUCGAUCGUUUUUCCAGCAAACUUCGAUCAUGUGGCAAGCAACGAUAGUAACAGUUCUAAUUUGUUCACUGCAGAUCCGUUCGGAGACGACCCCUUCGUGAAAAGUGACCCGUUUGCCGAAGCGGACUUUGCCAAACAGGACCCGUUCGAUACGGAACUGUUUAAGGAGACGCCCGAACAGUUUAAAUUUCAGAAAACGAAAAGCGUCAAUUUUAAAAGUAAACAGAACACCUUUGACGUUAACUUCGAUAAGUUAACGCAUUUGCACGAGAAUCCUUCGUUGGAUCUCUCUUCAGAAUCCGAGUGCGCCCCAGAACCACCUCCAAGACCUGUAGCAAAUCUGACGCAAAUUAAACCUCCUCCGCUACCUCCGAAAAAAGCCCCAGAAUUUUGCGUUAAACCUCCUCCUCGGCCACCAUAUAACGAAGACUCACAUUAUGAUUAUAUGGAAAAUUUUGAAACAGCACCAAAUAGUUUGAGUAACAGCAUAGAUUAUUCUAAAGAUAAAAGUCCACCGUUGCCUGUACCACAACGAAAAUCUAAAUUUGAAAGUGAUUUUACUAAUCCGCCAGAUAGACCGUUGAAAAAAGGUUUUGUAUCUUCGGAUGAUAACGAUGAUUAUUUAACACCAAUUUCUUUACCCCAAGUUUUACUUCCUCCGCCGCAAAAAGCAAAGAAACAAAAUUUAACUCAAGUUACCGUUUCAUCGUACUUAGAAUCAAAACCGAACUUAACCACAACAUUAUCCGGCGAAAAAAAUGUUUUACUCGGUGUCGAUAUAACAUUAAAUCAAUUAACAUCGUGCGGGCUCAACGAGUUAGCAAAACAACUCGAGUUACCCGCUACUCAAUUAAGUAAUAUGACCUUAGCUCAAUACACCAGCUACUUACAAGAAUUCCUAAAGAAAAAGUCGAAUGUUGAACCCGAAUCAAAACAGGAGGCGACAAAUUUUCAAGCAGAUUUUGCGAAUUUUAACGAUUUUAAUGUAAAAACAUCAGAAACGUACGAUCGUUAUGCAGUUUUUAGAGAAUUACUUCAAGAGGAAAUCAAACAAACUAAAAUCGAUACCGAACCGGAAGAAAUUGCAGAAAAACUUUCGAUUGAAGUAACCACCCCCACAGAACAAACAACACAAAUAAAAGAAAUCAACGAAAUUACACCCACAGAAGAAAUCAAAAUCACCAACACCACCGUACCAUCAAAACAAACCGAAGCAGUCGUCGAUCGUUACGCAGCUUUAAGAGAAAUCGUUGACAUUGAGAUUAAAAACACGUCGAUAGAAGAAAACGAAGAGGAUGAAAAUAAAGAUAAAAUCGACGAAUUAAACGGGGUUAAUCGUGUUAUGGAAGAAAAUGACUUGAACGAACAAAAUUCGAAAAAUUUGGUUGAUACUGAAAACGAAGUAAACAUAAUGAAUACUGAAAAAUUCGAGGAGAAAGAAAAAUCUAAAGUGAUCGAAUACCCGAGUCCGAUUGAAUCGAAAAUUGUCGUUACCACACCCGUAAAAUCACCUGAAAAAUUACCUAAAAGUCCUCUUCCGGAAGUUGUAGAAGAAGUAAUUAAAAACGACGCUCGGAUUACUUCUGGAUCUUUAUCGGACGUCGUAAGCGGAAGUUCGCCCGAAAUUGACAACACCGGAAGUAAUUCUGAAGUGAAGAAAAGUGCGGAUGCGACAGGUGAAAGUUGGGCAAUUUUUGAUCAACCUAACAUCCCAGAUCCAUCAAAACAACAUAUUCAAAGUGAAGAAGGUGUGUCACCAUGGUCAAGUGACUCCAAAGAAUUUGGAAAUGGUUCCCCACCCGAUUGGAGACCCCGCGUUGAUUCCGAAAGUGGAGGUGAACAUUGGCAUCGUCGUCGACCACCUAGAGGAGCUCAAGAUGGGUGGUGGGAUACAUCAGCUGAACCAGAAGCGCAAUACUAUCCAUCAAAUCGGCGAUCAACUGAUAGUUAUGAAGAUGAAUGUUAUGAAUGUUACGAUCGUCCAAGAAGAAGACGACAACAACCAAAUUGGGGAGCUCCUCCACAUACCAUGCAAGGAACAGGGGGACAUUCUUCCAGUUCGCGGGAUGUUAGUCCUUGGGAAGAAGAACCAAGCAGACGGCGACAAGAUUUGAGAGAAUACAGAGAACCAAGACAAGUGUGGUCUUCAAAACACGGCCGUCAACACUCGUUUGAUAGACACAGAGAUAAACGCCAUAAUGAUAGUUGGGACGAAGAGGACGAUUACGAAUACGAAGAAGAGCAUCGAUUUCAUUGGCAAGAACGUCAUAGUGCGUCAAGAGAUGCUGAUAGACAUCCCAGAGAAGAAACGAUUCACGGUUGGUGCCCUGAAGAUUGGCCGGAAGAUCGAAAACAUAGAAGACGUCGCGAAACCGAAAGAGGUGGUGGUGAUAGGUGGUGUUGUCCCGAUUGGGAACAAAGCGAAGAAAAAUCUAGGUAUGGUCCUCGAUGGGAAGGACCAACUUCAUCUCAAAAAUGGAGAGAUAGAAAACAUGACGAUCGAUAUUAUAGUCGAGAUUCGCAAGAAUCACCAUGGGAAGAUGAAUAUUCCAAUGAACCAGAAGAACCUGCUCAUCCUACAUCACAUUAUUUAGCACCUAGUCGGAAAACUACGUGGAAAAGACCUAGUAGUGCAUCAGAAAUGGAUAGGAAGGGAGGAGAAUUUAAAGGAAGAAGUCAAGGGGGAGGUUAUCAUUUAAACACUGGUGGUAGCGAUGGUGAACGUGAUCGUCGUUAUAAACCAAGUAGACGUUCGAAAAGUAGAGAAUCUCCAUUUUCCGAUAUCUCUCAUAAUCGUCAUAAAGGUGAUUCCGGGCCGCCGUUGAGAUCACGUGCAAAACAUCAUCAUGAAAAACCUCACUUCGAACGGGAUUUCCCCCAAGAAUUAAAAAAGCAAAGUGAAAUUCCUAACUUGAGCAAUAAGAAAACAUCGACGUUGGGUCGAAAGAAAAAAGAUACAAGUCCAAAAACGGAAGAAGUUAAUACGUUCCCGCGAAAAUCAACGCAAAGAUGUCAAUCGCUUUUUGAAAACGAUUUUGUUCCGACGGAAACCGAUAGUCCCGAAUCGGUAGGUUUAUCGAAGAGAUUUACGUUUGAGAAUGAUUUUGAAACAUCGGAAGCUGAUUCGCCAAUCAUUAAAUCAACGAGACAUGAAGUUGAAAAAGAGAAAAAUGUGAAGUUGUGUUUUCAAAAACCUGGCUAUCAGAGAAAUAAGCAAAGAUCGUUGUUUGAAGAUGAUUUUUCUCCAACAGAAAGAGUCGAAAGUGUUAAUGAAAGUUCUGGAAUUUCGAGUAUUAAGGAAGAAGGUGUUCAGGAUGAACAGGGAGUUUCAACGUUUUCUGUUUCUAACGUGAAAGGAAAUGGGAUUAGAAAGAAAAUAUUGUCUAAAGGACGAUUAUCAAGUAAUUCUCAUGAUGGUUUAAAGAAAUCGGAGUCUGUAAAUAUCUUUGCUAGAGAAAACGAUCCGUUUGAUGAUGAAUUUUUUUCGGGGGGAAAUAGCGUAAAUAGUGAAAAGAUUUCACCAAGAACGACUGAAUUGAAAUGGACGCAACAGUUUGACGACUUCAAAAGAAAAUAAUUAGUAACUAAUAAAUAAUAGGUGAUUUGUUGUACCCAUUUUAUAAUU